This is a messenger RNA of Hydra vulgaris (swiftwater hydra), 4678 nucleotides long. RefSeq lists its product as uncharacterized. NCBI's taxonomy places the organism in Eukaryota, Metazoa, Cnidaria, Hydrozoa, Anthoathecata, Hydridae. The record is from RefSeq and is a predicted model, not a curated record.
AAAAGUAGUUAAUGACUUUUUAUUUAUGUACAAUAAAUUUUCGCAGCUAUAUUCAAAAUUCGUUAAUCUGCUCUAGUGUGCUUCGAAACUUUGAGAAUGAUUGCAGCAAUGAUGUUGAUUACUGAUAAAGCUAUAAACUGUUCAAGCUUGAGAAUUUACUAUAUAUGCUUCAAACGACUUUACAAACAGCUUUAAAUGAACUUCAAAAUGAAAUCUAUAUUAGAAACGUAUUUUCUGCACAAAUUUUGUCUCUGCAAAUUUGCAUUUGUUGUUUUAGUGUAAGAUAAAUACUUUAAACUUGUGCGACAAAAAGUAAUACAAAUGUUUUCGCGGACAUAGCAGAUUUAAGUUUGAGCGGAUCUCCUCUGUUCAAAAGUUUAUGGUUAGGUGUAUGAAAAGAAAUGAAAGCAUUUUUAUUUGUCGUAUUUUUAAAAGUAUUUUUUCAAGUAGGUGCUUACAAUAAGGAAGCAAACGAUGAACCUGAUCCGGACACAAUAAGUUCAGGCGAAACAUUAAGUCAGAAUUCUCCCGUUUUUGAAAUUUAUGAAAAAAUUUCUCCCGAUAAAGUGUAUAAAAACUAUAAUAGCUACGGUAAGAUCAAAGAACUAAACAAAUAUCUAGCAGCUCAACUGAAAGAAAAAGAAACAAAACCAACAAAUAUGAUAAAAUCUAAUUAUCCUAGCAAACUGUUAACAGACAACUCGUUUAACUCAACGAAUUCUUCUAUUCUUACAUCAAACACUACAACACAAGUUGCACAGGAAUCGAACAGCAGUAACUCAAUUUCGAAAGGUUUACCAAAAGCUUCUCAAGCUUCAGCUGAUGAUGAAGACGAUAACUUUAACAAAGAAUUUCUUAAUGAUACUGGUAUAGGGGAGGGAGAUGAUCAAGUUUAUGUUUUAAACCCUAAGCUAAAAAACAAUACAAAUAACUCUAAUGGCGUAUCUCUUGAAGCAACAAUGGCUAAUCCAAAGUCUACAAGUGAUUUUAUUGCAGAAAUUAACUCUGGUUUAAAAUUUAACCAAUCAAGUUCAAGUGAUAACAUUAAAAUAAAAAACUACAAUUAUACAUUUAUUAAAAAGGGAUCUAGUAAAAAUAAUGAUAGUAGUACAGCGACGAAUAAAGCAAAAACAGUCAAUGAAGAUUCCAAAAUUGAUCGAAUUAAAGCUUUAUUAAAAAUUACUUACAAACCAUUGAACGAUCAAAUUUAUUCUAAUAAAAUAGAUGAUAAAGAAAAUGAAAAAAACGAUAGAAAAAACAAUAAGAAAAUAAAAUCAAUUAAGUCUAUACAACCUCAAAAACAAUGGAUAAUAAGAAUUUUGAAAAAUAAUAAUUCAAAUAACGUUUCGAAUAGCCAUUUAAGUAAAGUUUCUACAAUUGGAUUUGAUUCUCGCUGGGCAUCGAAUAAACAGCAUCAAUUAGAUGUAGCAAACUUCACAAGUUCAGGAUCUGGGGCUGAAACAGAUUAUGACGGUGAUUACAAUAAUGAUGAAGAAGAUUCUGAGAUUAUUACACCAUCCAACUUAAAUCCGAAUAUGGAGAAAUCUGAUUUGGUUAUUUUUCAAGAGAAUGCCAAAGAACUAGGUCAUGAAUUAGACAUAGAUAAAAAUAUGAUUUUUCCAGAAUCUAAUUUUUUAAGCGAAGUUUACAAAAAUGGUCUCAAUUUUCGCAAAAAAGCAUAUAAAAAAAGAGAUAAAAAACAUAGACAUAUUAAAAUAUAUCCAAUUAAAAGUCAAAAUUACGCUAACCAAUCAGAAGGUUUACCCGAGGAACACCCAGUCAAUAAUAUACAAGAGUUGCGUUUGAAAAAAAAGAACGUGAAAAAAAAAAAAGAAGCGCACGAUCCAGAGUUCAAUCUUUUAAAUUUAGAAAUAGAAAACCAAUCAAACCAGAAAAGAAAGAAGUUUCAGGAAAACGUAGGAAAUAUUGUUCAUAACAAACUGUUUAACGAUACUUUGUUCGAGGUAGCUGGAAAAAAAGCUAAUCAAAAACACAAAAAGCAUAGAAAACCUGAAGGCUUAGUUUUUAUAACUAAUGCAAAACCAAAAGAUUUAAAUGAUUACGAUGACAAUGAUAAAAACAACGUUUUUACCUACGAUGAAGCGUAUCUAAAAAGUCAUGACAUGCGUCGCCGAAACGUCGAUGCGCUAAUGAUGCAUCGAAGAGGUGAAAUUGAACUACGCAGAAGCUUAAAUAAGAAAAGAAAUAGCCCUUCGGCCGAUUGGUUGAGAAAAUAUUGGGGUGGUGAAUCAGAAGAAAAUGGAGGUGAUAUUUCCUUGAUUCUUAAAAAGAGAAGCGAAAUUAUGCAAGAUGAAAUUGAGGUUCCCAGCGGUAUUGGCAGCAAUUUAGGGUAUGAAGAUAAAUUUAUCAAUACAACAUUGGUAACGGAGCAAAUUCUAUCUGAUAUGAAUUUAGGAGAAAGUGCCGUUGAACAAAAUGCAGUAAAAGAGUUUGGUUUGCAAGACCCAUCUUUAGCUGCAAAAGACAUGGAGUCAGUUUUGAAAACAGAUGAGUUAAAAGCAAAAGAACACAUUGCUCGACCGAGACAUCGUCAUAACCUUAAAAAAUCACAAAAGGAUAUUUUAGUUCGAGGAAAAAGAGAUACAGUACUUGAUCAACUCAAAGAGCCUACCAGCUUAGAAAAAAGUACAGCAAUCCUUCCUUUUAAUACAAACAGGUAUACAAGUUCACAUGAUAUUAAGAAGAGUUUUUCCUCGCAUAUUUUAAAACAAAAUAAUCAUGUUAUUAGUUCUGUUAAAAGGCAUUUUUCUAAAGGAAAAUCUAAAAUUGAUAACAAGACACAGAAACUCAAUCAACAAUUACAAAACCAAAUCAAAAAUACCAAAAAAAAAAUAAGAACGAAGCGAUCAGAUCACAAUUUACAAACAACACCUAAUAAAAAAAUAGUAUUGUCAAAAAAAGCUAUGAAAGGUUUGAGCAACAGCAGUAGUGUUCUUGGAGAUAAAAGAUUAAACAUUCCUUUUGAAGAACCUCAAAAAACAGAUUUUAAUAAUAUCGGAAUCACAGAUUUAUACAAUAUGGAUAAAAUGUCACACCUUAGAAGUGCACCAUUUUUCGGUAAUCAGUAUGACAUAUGGAAUCCAGAGGAGGUAAAUACUAUAAGUAAGUUGUUUACAAACCAUCCAUCAGAUGGAGAAAUCCCUGAUAUAAUUAAUAAUAAAGUUACAAGCACAUCCAUAAACGGCAUCAUCUCACCGGUAUUCUAUCAAUCACCUAGUUUACCAACUGAACCUGCAAAAAUUCUUGCUAUUUCUUCUCUUCCUUCAUCAAUUCCUGAUUACGAAAAAGUUAGUUCUGAUGAACUUGAGAGUUACGUAAAAGUGUUGAAGGAUGAGAAAAAAAAAGAGGCUCAAUUAGCGCAAGAAGGCAAAGUAGAAUUAAAUUUGGAAGGAAAAGUAGAUUUAAAUUUGGAGUUAAGUAAAUCAAUAAAAGAGAUGUUAAAUAUGGAAGUUAAACCUAACUUAUCAAAAAAUAAAACAACAGCUAAUCUACUAGUAAACAAUAAAGAUAUUGAAAAAAUUUCUGGUAAAGUUCAAAGCACAAUAGAACCAAUUGAUAGUACGGUUGCCACAGUUGAAAAUCAAUCAAACAUGCUUAAAAAUUCAAAACAAACGCUCCAACAAGAACAUUCAUUAAAUACAAAUUUAAAUAAUUUUAAAAACCCAUUUAUAGAUAAUUUAUAUUCAAAAGCAUUAUCUGACAGUGACGAAAUAAAAAAUCUUCAAGAGCAUACUUACCAGGCGUCAACAUCUUCUUCGCAAGCUAAAGCACUUAAUGAUCAAAUUUCUGAGUUUGCCCAAACUAAAGCAGAAAAAAGCUUUAGAGAAAUGGAAAUGGGUCGGGUUCAAAAUGAGUUGCAAAUAAGAAAUCAGUAUGCUACAUCGUUCCCUAUGUUUUCAUUGUUUGAUAAAGUUUUAAAAAAAUCAAAUGAGGAGGGGGCGAGUAAAAAGCAUACCACAACAAUCGAUUACGUUAAAAACAAACCAAAUAAAAAAACUCUCUCAAAACAUUUAAACCACUCAAGACAUCUACCGAUUCAAACUAAAAAGAAAAAUUUAAAAAAACAGAAUUUAAAAAGACAGAAUUCAAGUUCCCAUAACUUUAUUCGCCAUUUUGUACACUUUAAAGAACCACUUUCAAAUCAUGUCUCAAAUGGAAUAUCGCUGCAUAAAGGAGAAAACGGGGUUGAAGAUGAACCAUUGUCUAAACGCGUUGAUAUUAAAAAUGCUGUACUUCACAAUAUUAAAACUUUUAGCCCAAAGUAUAUUCAAAACCUAAUUGUUGCAAAUGAGAAAAAAUCAGCAGUUGGAGAUAUUAAAAGAUUAGCUGCUUCCUAUUAGCUGAACUAAGAAAAACAAUAAUAUAAAAACUAAAAUACUAACCCUGUAAAACAUUAUUGGGGCUAAGAAGGAUGCUGAUUUCAGAGUAUUGACUAACUUACGAUUUUUUCUUUACGUUAAUUUUGGAAUAAAAUGCUUAAAAUAAUCGAUCCUAUUAAAAGACGUGGCACCAAAAAAAAUAGUAGAGUAGUCGUGUAUGAAACAAAACUCCAUAACAAAGAGACCUAUUUUUAAACCAACAACCAUAUCAAUGAAGACUUUAAAAUAACAAUAUUGCUACAUAGUAUUGAAACGAAAAAUAUUUCUUUAAAAAUGCA